UGUGCUGAGCUCUGCAGCUUGCAGCAAUGUGGCCGGUGCUUGUUCUCUGCCUCUGCCUGCUGGCCUUGGGGCUGUUGGGGGCCCGGCGCUUCGGCCGGGCGGGGAACCCCUUUGCCGGGGGGCCCCUGCAGCCCCCCAGGCCACUGGUCAUGGAUCAGAAGGUCAGGGACAAGGUCCUGAAGCAGGGUUUUGCCCUGGAGAAGGUGCCACCCAACCUGGACGCCAUCGUGAUCGGCAGCGGGAUCGGAGGCCUGGCCGUGGCAGCUGUCUUGGCAAAGGCUGGCAAGCGGGUCCUGGUGCUGGAGCAGCACGACCAGGCUGGGGGGUGCUGCCACACCUUCCAGGAGAAGGGCUUUGAGUUUGACGUGGGCCUCCACUAUGUGGGUCAGAUGCACCCAAACGGCAUGCUGCGGGUGGCUUUGGACCAGCUCACGGAUGGGCAGCUGGACUGGGUGAGGCUAGAGGACCCCUACGACAGCGUGACGGUAGGAGACCGGGACUACCACUUGUGCUCGGGCAAAAGGACCUUUGCGGAGGAGCUGGAGAAGCAAUUCCCGGCAGAGAAGGAGGCCAUCAGGGAGUUCAUGAGGCUGUCCAAGAUGGCGGCAACACGGGUGCCCCUCAUUGCUAUACUCAAGAUGAUCCCCCUCUGGCUGGCCAUGCUGCUGAUCCGCACUGGCCUCAUUCACUGGAUCUCCCCUGUCUUCAAGAUGGUGGACACCAGCCACAGUGAGGUCAUGGAGCGGCUGACGGCCAACAAGGACCUGCAGGUGGUCCUCAGCUACUUCUUCUAUGGCGUUCCCCCCCGGGACUGCAGCUUCCUCAUCAACGCCCUCAUAAUGCACCACUACAAGCGCGGUGCGUGGUAUCCACGAGGGGGAGCCAGCGAAAUCGCCUUCCACGCCAUCCCGGUGAUCCAGCGGGCUGGAGGCGCUGUGCUGGUGAGAGCCCGCGUGGGGAGGAUCCUGCUGUCCGAGGGUGGCACGGCUCUGGGAGUGGCGGUGCAGAAGCGGGGCCAGGAGGAGAUGGUUUAUGCCCCCGUAGUGAUCUCGGAUGCUGGGAUAUUCAACACCUUUGGGACCCUGCUGCCCGCAGAGAUCAGGAGCAAAGCAGGGAUCCAGUCUGUGCUCAGCAUGGUACAGCAUAGCAUGGGCUCCUUUCUGGUCUUCGUGGGCCUCCAGGGGACCACCGAGGAGCUGGGCAUCAAAUCCACCAACUACUGGAUCUACCUGCACAAUGAUCUGGACGAGAUGAUGACCCGCUAUGCUGACCUCAGGAGGGAGGAGGUCAGUGAGAACAUGCCCAUGAUGUUCAUCACCUUUCCAUCAGCCAAGGACCCCACGUACCAGCAGAGGCACCCAGGCCGGUCCUGCAUGACCAUCCUGACCAUGGCUCGCUACGAGUGGUUCGAAGAGUGGUCAGGGGCUGGUGUGAAGAACAGAGGGGCUGACUACCAGGCCUACAAAAUGGAGAUCGCCCAGCGGCUGCUGGACAUGGCCUUGGAGAGGUUCCCUCAGCUCUGUGGCAAGGUGGAGUUCCUGGAGGCGGCCUCCCCUCUCACCAACCAGCACUACCUGGGGACGCCCCGCGGCGAGAUUUACGGGGCCGAGCACGACGUGAGCCGCUUCGCGCCGGCCAUUGUGGCCACCAUGCGGGCGGAGACGCCCGUCCGGAACCUCUACCUCACGGGGCAGGAUGUCUUUAGCUGCGGCCUGGCCGGCGCCUUGCACGGCGGCCUCAUCUGCGCCUCCACUGUCCUCAACCGCAUCCUCUACUUGGACCUGCAGCUCCUGAAGAAGAGGCUCAAGAGGGGGCGCGGCAAGAAAGCAGCCUAGGGGCCCCCCCGGGGGGGGAAGUGGACCCCGUCCCUGCUCACGUGACCCAUGGACCAGCUGCCCCACCUCUGUCUUCUGAUGCUCAGACUCGCCGUGCCCCAGCGCUUUCCCUGGGGCCGGGAACGUGCCGGAGAAGGAAGGUCGGAGCCUCGUCUACACACACGUUCUCACCCCCAAACCUGCUUUUCCACCCCCAGUUUGGGAUUUCCCUCCACCCAUCCCGGCCGCUGGCUCCGUGGAUUGGUCUACAUGGCAAUUAGAUCCCUGUGGCUGGCCCGUGCCAGCUGACUCAGGCUCGCAGGGCUCGGGCUAAGGGGAUCCUUAAUUGCGGUGUGGACAUUUGGGCAGGUGUUUUGGGACCCUGUGAGGUGUGAGCUCGGGUGGAAGCUCGGGUGGCAGCCUGGGCCCGAACAUCUGUGUCUCCAGCUGCUGGGCCAUUGCCCUGAAAUGAGGAGACAAAACCCAGCCUGGCUUUCUGCCUAUGACAUUUUGGGGUGAAGCCCAAUGAGGGGGUUGCACUACCCCUGGCCUGCUGCCUUGAGUGCAUUGCAGUCAGCAGGCAUGUUCCCACCCUGAGUGUCUGAGGAAAGCCACAGCCCUGGUCCAGUAACUCUGCCCCAGCAGCCUGCCAGCACUCGCCAAUCAUCCUCUGACUCCACCAGCCUGGGUUACCACUUCCCGGGUGGCUUCAACACAUUCCCAGUCCCCGAUUUCCCCCCAAAAUGCGUGUUCUGCACUGUCCAUCCCUUGCCUGGACAGUCCAGAUAUAUGUGGUCCAUUGCACCUCUGAGCGGCUCAAUAUACGACAGCUUGCCACCUUCAGUGGAGUUACCCAAACAGUUUGCAAUGUUGGAUUCGUUUUGAUUAAAGAAUCAAAUUUGUUAAUUGAACUACAAGAGCUAGAUUUUAAGUGAGUACAAGUAGAAGGCAUUGAAGUCAGAAAUGGUUACAGGAUAAAUAAAGGUAA
This is a messenger RNA of Dermochelys coriacea (leatherback sea turtle), 2802 nucleotides long. RefSeq names its product all-trans-retinol 13,14-reductase-like. Lineage: Eukaryota; Metazoa; Chordata; Testudines; Dermochelyidae. The coding region runs from base 27 to 1835 and encodes 602 amino acids. The record is from RefSeq and is a predicted model, not a curated record. The transcript is spliced from 11 exons.